GUUUUGUUGUUUAGUCGCAAUAGCAAAGGUAAACAAAACGAAGUUGAUCCGUAAAUUACCUGGGUGAAAUAUGGCCUACCUGUAUCAUACCUGUACAAUAAGGCUAUAAGUACACUGCAAUUGCUUAGCAUGGAUGACCUUAAGGCACUGUCGCAAUGUUUUGUUUGCAAGAAUACUCUAAAGUCGCCAAAACGAUCGGUCUGCGGCCACAGUUUUUGUCAUGCUUGCAUUAAAACAUACCUUGAAGAACAGCAAGGAAAACCCUCCUACCCUUGUCCAAAAUGUGGCUACGUCAUUUCCGCUGACCCGGAAGUAAAUUCCGAUUACAUUGCGUCACUUUCGGAUGAUGAUACUGCACAGGAAUUUAUUUUUGCGAGAGAAGAAAACAUUGAGUGCAAGUCACAUCUUCGUGCCGAUGUAGACAGUUAUUGCAAGACAUGCAUGGUUCAGUUAUGUGUACUUUGCCGACAGGAAGGGCACUCUGAUUGUGACGUCAUCAGACUUGACAGCAACUUAAAUGUUGUUUUCGAGGAAACUAAAGAAUCGCUGUUAAAGAAAUUCAAGCAAAUGUUUACAGAAUUAACGGACACCCACAGUGCUCUUUUACCCAAAGGAAGACAACUCUUGAUGAAAAAGGAACAAACAGCACUUGGUAUUUCGGACUAUUUCUCUGAUUUGCGUCAAAAAGUGACUCAGUAUUUGAUUCAGCAAGAACAAAAAGUGCAAGAAGACUUAGAAAAUCUUGUAUCUUUGGAAAAAGAUCUUUUGCAAGAGGAUUUGAAAUUGUGUACGACCUUAUUAGAGGAUGUCGAACAAAAGUUAACCACUUUCAAAAAGAUUUGCGGCGAACUGGAUAAAAUAAGUGAAACGUCAGCCUUGCGGAUUUGCACUGGGAUGAACGGACAUCUGAAUCAUCUGGACGUCGUAAGAAAUAAGCUAUCGACUGAGUCCCCGGAGACCCGGUUUAUCAUCAACACAGAACUAGAGGACGCUCUGACGUCCACUGAUCUCAUUAAGAUAGAGGUGAUAAACACCAGACAAUAUGACCAAAGACAGGACGCGUGUGCAAUGGCAAACGCCAACGAUUCGGCGCAGGCGCAGUCUGAACAGGAACGGGAAGACAGUUGUGAAACUUCAUCCAGUUCGGUUUCGUCUGUGACCGAGACCGAGUCAGAAGAAGAAAAUGAAGAAAUUCCCGACACUAACGUUUUCAUAGAAAUCAGCAACACGGAGGAACCGCCGCCGCCGUACCCAGGUGUUGUUUUCGAUCAAACGCCAGUCGAGUUGGCUGGAACAGAAGAAGACCAAACACCGAACCAAAGUGUCCAAACGAAGCCUAGCCUAUCUGACGUAAUUUCAGGUAAUUCACCAAGAGCAUUCCACUAUCUCCGUCCUGUACCCUCUGCACCCCCACCAACCAUAAUGGACUCACCCGAUGGUGGUUCAGUGUCAUCUGAAGAUCGGAGACGGCCGGUUUCGCCUCGGUCUGUGGGGUAUGCGAUCUCUGGUAGACCACAGAUUGAGGAUGACCGCUCUCCAUUGCCUCAAAGACGUCAUCAUCAACCUCAAUCUCAAGCUCACCAAUCAGUCGACAGAACACAAUCACGUGACAGACCUGGUACACAUAUUCGUCUUCAGAUGUGUUGGAAGGCAGCUUCGACCGCUAUCGGUGACAUGAAAUCGCCAAGGAUAUUCGGACUGUCAUGGAUUGACCCGGAAUAUUUACUUCUGGCCGACAGAUGGAACCACCGUCUGAAGGUCAUCCACAGCAGUGGAAACGUGGUACACGUGUUUUCUCUAGGGAACUUCCAGCCCUGGGACAUCGCAAGCAUGCCGAAUAGAUACAGCGCCAUUGCAGUACCGGAAGCCAAGAUGAUAUAUGUAAUGCUUUACGUAAAACCGGAACUUAUCAUCAAGAAGAAGAUCCCAACAAAGCGAGGCUACUCUGUCCUCACCUAUAAUCCCGCCAAUCAGACUUUUAUCGGAGCCACGCUGUCGCAGUUCUUCUCUCCUCCGGGAAUCGAUAUUCUAAACAGAGACGGUCACAUUAUGACGUCAUGUUAUCCGGAAAACACCGGAAGAACCUUCCUGUCCUACCCCCGGGGUAUUGCAGUCGUUGACGACAGGAUAAUGGUUACAGAUUUCCAGAAAAAGAGCGUCAUUUUCGUCAAGAUGGCGGGACGGGGGCACAUAUUCCAGAAGUAUCAGGGAACUGAAACGUUCCCCCUUAGAGAACCGAACGGGUUAGUGCUCAACUCACGUGACCGGUAUGUUAUUGUCAUCGAUUCCCGCUCAAACCGUCUCCACGUGGUUUCCCCAUCCGGGAGGUUUCUUGGGAUGGUUGAUACAGAGCUAGACAACGAAGAGCCGUGUAAAGCCGACAUUUUUAUUUCCCAUGAUUCCGCGCCAUUGCUAGCCAUCGCUUUCUCUAACGGAAAUGUGGCAACAUAUAGAGUUUUAGAUAGAUAGCAUGUAAAAUGUGUUAGUCCUCGCUUUCUUCAACUAAACUGUAGAUACAUUUAGAAUCGUUAAUAGAUAUUUAGAAUGCAAAACUCUACCAUGACCGGAAAGACAUGAAAAUUAUGAAGUCUGCCUUUGUGCUUUUGUUGAAUGACAAUUGCUGUGAAAUGGAUCGUUUUUUUUCGAUGUUGUGGUUGGAUAUUGUUAAUUGUAUACAAGGCUAUAUUCGCCUCGUGUUUGUUUUUGUGGUUUGCUUUUUUUUUCUCGUGCUUCUUUACUUGCAAACGUGUUCGCCCCGUCUUGAGUUUGUCCAAAUAGAGUUGCGUCAUAGACACUUCUUCUGAUUGACACGGUAGUUUUAAAAUUAUUUUGAAUUCGUUCCUUUUCCAAUUCGGUCUCUGACAACUAGGGCAAAAGGGACGAAAAUAAAACGGAGGUGAAUAUAUCCCUGAAUGCAGUAUUUCCUGUUUUGAUUUUAACAAAAUUUUGUCUUAGAUUUUUAACCCCAUUUUACUUAGGUUUUUUCAAACAUUCACUAUUGUCGUAAUGCCAUGACAAUCAUUUCCAUAUUGUGCCAUAUUUAGAAGUUGUCUUGAUAUGACAUCUGAUGUAACUUAAAGAGCAUUUAUUUCAGUAAAUGUGUACAUUAAUGUAUUCAUUAUCUUUU
Molecule: messenger RNA, 3127 nt
Organism: Magallana angulata
Lineage: Eukaryota; Metazoa; Mollusca; Bivalvia; Ostreida; Ostreidae
Product: tripartite motif-containing protein 55-like
Exons: 2
Coding region: 130-2469 (779 amino acids)
Biological process (GO): proteasome-mediated ubiquitin-dependent protein catabolic process; protein polyubiquitination
Molecular function (GO): zinc ion binding; ubiquitin protein ligase activity
Source: RefSeq, a predicted model, not a curated record